Oncorhynchus kisutch (coho salmon) is the source of this 6410-nucleotide messenger RNA. It is a transcript of the gene aass, whose product is annotated as aminoadipate-semialdehyde synthase. The transcript is spliced from 24 exons. Gene Ontology annotation, molecular function: saccharopine dehydrogenase activity. Gene Ontology annotation, cellular component: cytoplasm. The record is from RefSeq and is a predicted model, not a curated record. Lineage: Eukaryota; Metazoa; Chordata; Actinopteri; Salmoniformes; Salmonidae. The coding region runs from base 189 to 2981 and encodes 930 amino acids.
CGCCAUAUUCUUGUCACCUCUGAACGACACUGUAGGCUACCUUUUGUGCACCUAGAAAGACUUCCGCCACAUUGCAUAUCGGACAUCUGUUUGCGAAAGUAACUGUUAGCUAGUUAUAGAAAGGUGGGAUAGAUAUACUUGCCAUUUGUUUACACUUUCCUCGAGUAUUCGAGCAGUGGGGUAUAGCCAUGUUGCGACUCCUAAGACACCAGGCUAGAGGGACGAGGAGCUGCCUCUGUGGCCAGAGGCGCUAUGAGCAUCACAAGCGCGUCAUGGCCAUCCGGCGUGAGGACAUCAACGUGUGGGAGAGACGGGCGCCCCUGGCUCCGCGCCACGUUAAAGAGAUCGUCCAUGCUGGCCACAAGGUCCUCGUCCAGCCUUCCAACCGAAGAGCCAUCCACGAGAAUUAUUAUGAGAAAGCGGGGGCCAUCAUUUCCGAGGACAUUUCCGAGGCCUCGUUGAUCAUUGGCGUCAAGAGUCCUCCGGAGGAGAAACUUUACCCCAGAAAGACCUAUGCCUUCUUCUCUCACACCAUCAAAGCACAGGAAGCUAACAUGGGUCUACUGGAUGACCUGCUCAAAAAGGAAGUGCGUCUCAUCGACUAUGAGAAGAUGGUCGACGCCAAUGGCUUCCGUAUCGUGGCAUUCGGACAGUGGGCUGGCGUUGCAGGAAUGAUCAAUAUAUUGCAUGGUUUGGGACUUCGUUUUCUGGCGUUGGGACACCACACUCCUUUUAUGCACAUCGGUAUGGCCCAUAACUACAGGAAUGUCAGCCAGGCCAUCCAGGCAGUGAGGGAUUGUGGGUACGAGAUCUCCAUGGGCCUCAUGCCCAAGUCCAUCGGCCCAGUGACUUUUGUCUUCACCGGAACAGGCAAUGUCUCCAAGGGUGCACAAGAUAUCAUCAAUGAGCUUCCUGUAGAAUACGUGGAGCCUCAUGAGCUGAAAGAUGUGUCUCAAACUGGAGACAUGUCCCGAGUGUACGCCACCGUUCUGAGUCGUCACCACCAUCUGAUGAGGAAGAGUGAUGGUGUUUAUGACCCCCUGGAGUACGAGUAUCACCCGGAACUGUACACAUCGCACUUUAGAACCAGUGUGGCGCCCUACACCACGUGCCUGAUCAACGGCAUCUACUGGGACCCCCAGACACCGCGGCUCCUCAGGCGGCUGGACGCCCAGAGGCUCCUGACGCACGUCAAGCCCUCCGCCGCCGCUACGGAGGGAUGGCCAGAGCUACCACACAAGCUCCUGGCGAUCUGUGACAUAUCUGCCGACAUGGGCGGCUCUAUUGAGUUCAUGACUGAGUGCACCUCCAUCGAUAAGCCCUUCUGUAUGUACGAUGCGGACCAGCACAUAGACCACGACAGCGUGGAGGGCACAGGUAUCCUCAUGUGCUCUAUUGAUAACCUUCCUGCCCAGCUCCCCAUUGAAGCCACUGAGUAUUUCGGAGACCGCCUCUUUCCCUACAUUUGGGAGAUGCUGCCCUCCGAUGCCACCAGGCCUCUUGAAGAAGAGGACUUCUCACCUCAAGUUAGGGAUGCUGUGAUAACGUCAGAAGGAAAGCUUACCCCAAAGUUUGAAUACAUUGAAGACCUUCGUGAACGAAGUGAGCAAGCCAAGAUCAUGAAGAGGAGUGGAAUGAAGCGAGUGCUACUACUGGGUUCUGGUUAUGUGUCGGGCCCUGUCAUUGAGUACCUCACCCGGGACCCAGGGACUCAAAUCACUGUUGCAUCAGUGUUGUUGACCCAGGCAGAGGAGCUGGCAGGGAAAUACCCCAACACGAUCCCUGUCAUGCUGGAUGUCACCAGUCAGGAGGGCCAUCUGGAGUCCCUGGUCAAAGACCAUGACCUAGUCAUUAGUAUGCUGCCGUACGGGUAUCAUCCUGUGAUCGCCAAACACUGCAUCAACAAGAAGGUAAACAUGGUGACAGCCAGCUACCUGAGUCCAGCCAUGAAGGACCUCCAACAGAGUGCUGAGGAAGCUGGCAUCACCAUAGUGAAUGAGAUGGGCCUGGACCCUGGCAUCGACCACAUGCUGGCUAUGGAGUGCAUCGACCAAGCCAAGGCGGACGGCUGCACUAUUGAGUCAUACAGUUCAUUCUGUGGUGGACUCCCUGCACCAGAAUGCUCAGACAAUCCUCUGCGCUACAAAUUCAGCUGGAGUCCAUAUGGAGUCCUCCUCAAUACCAUCAGCCCUGCCAUCUUCCUCAAGGACAACGAGGUGGUGAGCAUCCCAGCGGGCGGCACUCUGAUGGAAUCCACGGCUCCCAUGGACUUCUUGCCCGGCUUCAACCUGGAGGGCUUCCCCAACCGCGACAGCACCAAAUACUCAGAACAGUACGGCAUCGAGUCAGCCCACACACUCAUCAGAGGAACACUCCGCUUCAAGGGUUUCUCCGAGGCCAUGAGUGGCUUUGUGAAGCUGGGUCUGAUCAACACUGACCCCUGCCCCAUGCUGAAGCACACCUCCGCUCCUGUCUCCUGGAAAGAGCUGCUGUGUAACCAGAUUGGCCUGCACCCCUCCACCUCGGACAAGGCCUUCGAGGGAGCUGUUUACGACCGCAUCGGCCAAGACCCCUUCAAAAUGGAAACACUCAAAUGGUUUGGGAUGCUGAGUAAGGAGGCUGUUCCCCAUGCAGAGACUGUGCUGGCAUCACUGGCUAAGCACUUAGAGGCCAGGCUCUCCUUUGAUGAAGGCGAGCGGGACAUGAUUAUCAUGAGGAACGACGUGGGCCUGCGUCACUCUACAGGGGAGCUGGAGACCAAGCACAUCAGCCUGGUGGUCUACGGAGACCCCAACGGCUACUCUGCCAUGGCCAAGACCGUGGGUUAUCCUGCAGCCAUCGCUGCUCGCAUGGUGCUGGACGGAGAAAUCCGUACGAAGGGACUGGUGGUGCCAAUGACUAAGGACAUCUAUGGACCGGCACUGAAGAGACUGCAGGAGGAGGGCCUCAAGUUCACCUCGAAAAGCACCAUCCAAGAGUAGUAACUCAUGAGUCAUCGGCAGUGUCCCAAUAGUGUUUGUUUCCUUUCCUGGCAUCCUCCUCCAUCUGCACUGAUUCCCAAAAAAGACCCCACAUUUUUUUAUUCUUCAUUUCAAUUCUUUCAGAACAGUGCAGAUAAAGGGAAGGAGAUGAAGAAAGGAAGCUAUUUUAGUCGUAACGCAACACCAUGUGAUAUACAGCCAAUCAGUGGCUGGGUACCAGGCCACAGAGAAACGGGAUGCAUCUCAAUAGUCUCAAGUUACUUUCUUCGUUUGUCUCCUGUCCUUCAUCUGUGCUGAUCUGAGAAGGCAGGGUGGGGGAAGGCAAUAUGGUAGAAAUCCUCAAGAGGACAGGAUAUGAGGGGAAGCAAGUUGUGGCUAUUGAGAUGCACCCUGAAUUCUGGAUGCUUUUGAAACAAGCAAUCUACUUUGUCAAAUAGUCUACUUUGUUAAAUAGUUGUAUGUGAACAGUCUUUUUUAAUUAAGGCCGUACCAUUCUUUACCUGGAGAACCACAACUCGUUAUAACAUAACGAUCCUAUAAUCUGCACAGACCUGCACAGACCUUCUAAGCUAAAGCGUCUCGUCUGUCCAUGACCGUAACGUAUGCUUUUCCUGAUGUUGGUCAGCUGCUGCACAGUUAUGCUGAUCUUUACAUAUUGAUUUGGUUAUCUGCUCAUUGUAGAUGACACUCAGACAAUCAAGGUGCUAGAAAUAUCAGGAGUGAACGUGUACAGUACCUGCUUAAAAAAAGACCAGUGAAUAAGUUUUUGAGUGAACAGCACUAAUAUAAUACCGUAGCCUGGACAGCUUGCUCAUAAGAACAAGUAGUUGUAGGAACUCACCAAGAGCCUCUGAAUUAAAAAAAAAACUGUUUGACUUUUUUACUCAGUGACCUGCAUCACCGGUCAACCAUAGCUCAUACCUACCAUGUCUCAUUUUCGGGCAAUAGUUUUAAAUCAAUCUACUGUAUUUGUGUACAACUAAUUCUAAGUAGUGUGCAGAUAUAUUUUAAGAACAAAAAAGAUUUAUGUUGAAUCCUAUUUAAAGAUCCCAAACACUAUUUGUUCAGUAAAAUAUCCAAGUGUAUUUAUUUUCUGGAUUGGAUAUAAAUGGUCUCCAGUGCUGCAACCUAUUGUUUCUGCGUAAUUACAUGGUUGAAAUGUAAGAUUGGGAUGCCUAUUUGUUAUCAAUGCCUAUUUAAGCAAAUAGAUUAUAUUGACCAAUAUAAUCUAUCAUUCUAUUGAAACAGAUAUACAAGUACACAUAUAGUCAGUGGCCAGUUUUAGGUACACCUAUCUUUAAAAAAAAGUUUUUUAACCAGGUAGGCCAGUUGAGAACAAGUUCUCAUUUACAGCUGUGACCUGCCCAAGAUAAAGCAAAGCAGUGCGACAGAAACAAGAGUUACACAUAAAAUCAAGUACAGUCAAUAACACUAUACAGUGGGGCAAAAAAGUAUUUGUCAGCCACCAAUUGUGCAAGUUCUCCCACUUAAAAAGAUGAGAGGCCUGUAAUUUUCAUCAUAGGUACACUUCAACUAUGACAGACAAAAUGAGAAAAAAAAUCCAGAAAAUCACAUUGUAGGAUUUUUAAUGAAUUUUUUGCAAGUUAUGGUGGAAAAUAAGUAUUUGGUCAAUAACAAAAGUUUAUCUCAAUACUUUGUUGGCAAUGACAGAGGUCAAACGUUUUCUCUAAGUCUUCACAAGGUUUUCACACACUUGCUGGUAUUUUGGCCCAUUCCUCCAUGCAGAUCUCCUCUAGAGCAGUGACGUUUCGAGGCUGUUGCUGGGCAACACGGACUUUCAACUCCCUCCAAAUAUAUUCUAUGGGGUUGAGAUCUGGAGACUGGCUAGGCCACUACAGGACCUUGAAAUGCUUCUUACGAAGCCACUCCUUCGUUGCCCGGGCGGUGUGCUUGGGAUCAUUGUCAUGCUGAAAGACCCAGCCACGUUUAAUCUUCAAUGCCCUUGCUGAUGGAAGGAGGUUUUCACUCAAAAUCUCACGAUACAUGGCCCCAUUCAUUCUUUCCUUUACACGGAUCAGUCGUCCUGGUCCCUUUGCAGAAAAACAGCCCCAAAGCAUGAUGUUUCCACCCCCAUGCUUCACAGUAGGUAUGGUGUUCUCUGGAUGCAACUCAGCAUUCUUUGUCCUCCAAACACGACGAGUUGAGUUUUUACCAAAAAGUUCUAUUUUGGUUUCAACUGACCAUAUGACAUUCUCCCAAUCUUCUUCUGGAUCAUCCAAAUGCUCUCUAGCAAACUUCAGACGGGCCUGGACAUGUACUGGCUUAAGCAGGGGGACACGUCUGGCACUGCCACCAAUUGGGCAAGUUCUCCCACUUUUAUAUAUAGAAAAAUCAAUGUACAGUGUGUGGGAAUGUAGGGAGGUAAGGCAAUAGGCCAUAGAGGGGAAAUAAUUACAAUAUAGUACUGGGUCAGACCCAGUUUUGCCUCCAGAACAAGCAGAAUAUUUCGGGGAAUGGAUUCUACAAGGUGUGGUGGUCAGACGCUCAAUUGGUAUCAAGGGACCUAACGUGUGCCAGGAAAACAUUACCCACACCAGUACACCGCCACCAGCCUCUACUGUUGACACCAGGCUGGAAGGGGGCCAUGGACCCAUACUGCUUACACUAAAUCCAGACUCUGCCAUCAGUGUGACUCCUCAAUUGACCAAUGUUGGUGAUUGGUCGUCUGCAGCAAUACCUAUCUGUGACAAGGACUGACGAGUUGUGCGUUCCGAGAUGCCGUUCUGCACACCACUGUUAUUUGCUAGUUUGUGUUGCUCGCUUGUUUGCUUGCAUGAUCUUUGCCAUUCUCUUUUGACCUCUCACCAACGAGCUGUUUUUGCCUACAGGACUGCAUGUUUUUUUGUUUGUCACACCAUUCUGUCCGAGCUGACAAGGUACAAAUCUGUCGUUCUGCCCCUGAACAGGCAGUUACCCCACUGUUCCCAGGCCGUCAUUGAAAAUAAGAAUGUGUUCUUAACUGACUUGCCUGGUUAAAUAAAGGUCAAAUAAAAAAAUAAAAAAAAUAAUAAAAAAAUUAUCUGUAAAAACCCUAGACACUGUUGCGUGAAAAGCCCAGGAGGCCGGCUGUUUCUGAGAUACUGGAACCAGCGCGCCUGGCACCGGCGACCAUACUAUGCUCAAAGUUGCUUAGGUCACUUGUUUUGCUCAUUCUAACAUUCAAUCGAACAUUAACUGACUGCCUCAAUGCCUGUCUGCCUGCUUUAUAGCGCGUCACGUGGCCGUGGUUUGCUAUGUCUGUAGAAAUGUAAAACAUUUGUGAACAGGGUGGUGUACCAAAAACUGUCCACUGAGUUUAUAUCUGCUCGCAGAACAUAUUGGGGUUUUCUUGUAAGAUUAAACCCUUAGCAGUUGUUCCACCGUUUUGUUUAUUUCAUAGAAAAAUAAAAGGAAAAGUGAUGUGUGGAA